AUGCCGACGGGCUAUAAACACACAGAUGCGAGCAAGAAGGCCAUGGUACGAGGCACAAUCUCGUACCUAGAAUCACAGGGCCUCCCCAUAAACAAGUCAGCCAUCUUCCGCCACUUUGGCGUCACCCGCUCACAGGGCUAUUCAGCCAUGGUCGUCCCAGCAUCACAGCGCAAUGACCCUUCAUGGGAAGAGACUCGUGGACGUCCAGCCAAGCUCUCAGCAGAAGAUCAAGAGAAGAUGGAGCGCAUCUUAUGGGAUCCACGCUACGAAGCAAUGAGUCUCAAUUGGACGACUUUGGCCAGCGAAGCAGGCAUAGCGAGCUCAUGCAACGCGAGGACCAUCCAUCGCGCCAUGGGCACGCUCGGGUACAGAAUCUGUCGUCGCUGCGGCCGAAGCAGCGUCGGACUAAAGAGUAAAGAGAAGCGAGUCGAAUAUGCGCGGCGCAUGCUUGAGCGUCGGUCGCAACCGCAGGACUGGCGAACAGUGCGGUUCAGCGGCGAACUACACUUUGGGUUUGGUCUCGACGGCCAAGUGCGCAUCGUCCCAAAACCAGGCGAGACACACUGCGCAACGUGCAAGGAAAGCGGCGAUGCCAGCUGGGGCCGCGACGUCAAGCGGGUGCAUGCGUGGGGAGCGCUGGGGUACGGCUUCAAGAGCGAGCUUGUGUUUUACGAAGACGGUGGCGCGGGGAACAGUAGCGGCGUUUUGAGUAUGGAUGAAUACAAGACGAAGAUUCUGGACGGGGUGGUGAAGCCAUGGCUAGCGGAGGAGACGGUGUUUGUGCUGGAAGAGGACGCGGACUCGUUUGCGCACGGUAGCGCGAGUAAAGUGAAUACGGUGCAGGCGUGGAAGGCGGUGCAUGGGCUGGAUACGCAGUUUUGCUGUAGCGAGAGCCCGGAUUUGAAUUUGCUGGAUUCGGUGUGGCCGCCGCGGAAGCAGUGGAUGCGAGAGGAGGAGGUGUCGCGUGAAGGAGAGCAGCAGCAACAGACUUAUAACUGGGAUGAUGGGACGCUGCAGAGAGUGGUGCAGGAGGUGUGGGAGGCGGUUGAGAUGGAGCGGGUGAAUCUGUGGGUGGACUUUAUGCCGGCGCGGUUGAAGGAAGUGGUGGAUGGGAAGGGCAAGAUGGUGGCGUGGUAG
This is a messenger RNA of [Torrubiella] hemipterigena, 1137 nucleotides long. The record is from the annotation of a GenBank genome assembly. Lineage: Eukaryota; Fungi; Ascomycota; Sordariomycetes; Hypocreales; Clavicipitaceae.